AUGUCAACCAGAGUCCUCCUCGUCCUCCUCCUCAUUGCUUUAGCUCUCUCAGCGCCUUAUACCAAUCGUGCUGAUGACCUUGUUAGUGACGAUUCAGAUGGCGAUGACACGGAAGAUGGUAAAACGAUUAAUGGGAAAGAUUUCCCUGCCGAUUUCAUAUUUGGAGCAGCUUCAUCUGCUUACCAGGUUGAAGGUGCUGCAAAUGAAGAUGGUAAAGGACCAAAUAAGGUGAAGGAUCAUAGUAGUGGGAAGGUUGCAGAUGAUUCAUAUCAUCGUUACAAGACUGGAAAAACUCUCAGGAAGAUGUUAAGUAUGUUGAAGGAUUUGGGAUUCGAUGCUUACAGAUUUUCCAUCGCGUGGACCAAAAUAUUACCCCGAAUGCAGCCUGUUGCGACCAUCUUCCACUUGGAUCUUCCACAAGCACUUGAAGAUGAAUAUAGAGGCUUUUUGAACAAAACCAUUGUGAGUGAUUUUGCGGAUUAUGCAUGGCUGUGUUUUAGACUGUUUGGUGAUAGAAUUAAGCAUUGGAUCACAAUAAAUGAGCCAUUUUCCUAUAGUGUUUUUGGAUAUGCAUAUGGUACUUUUCCUCCUAAUAGAUGUUCCGGUGACCAAAGUGCACUCCAUGGGAAUUAUGCAUUUUUCGUGAGUAGAUAUGUAAAUUCUGUAACUUCGGAUUGCAAAGAAGGAAAUUCGGGGACGGAACCUUACCUGGUUUCACAUCAUCUACUUCUUGCUCAUGCUGCAGCUGUCAAAGUCUAUAGAGGAGAGAACUUCCAGAAGUCUCAAAAGGGUCAGAUUGGCAUUACGCUUAAUGUAGAUUGGGCUGUGCCUUAUGACGAUCAGUCGGAAAAGGACCAAGACGCAGCAAAACGAGCACUGGCAUUCAUGUAUGGAUGGUUCAUGGAUCCUCUAUACAAUGGGACCUACCCAAAUGUAAUGGUGACGCAUGUAAAAGAGCGGUUACCCAAAUUCUCAAAAUCAGAAUCGGAGAUGGUAAAAGGGUCAUACGAUUUCAUCGGGAUAAAUUAUUAUACUGCUUCUUAUUCAAUCGAUCGUCCCUGUCUAUAUGGUCGUACAGGAAACUACUUGACUGAUUCUUGCGUUAAUGCCACGUUCAAUAAUGUGGGUCGACUUGGAUUACCGAGUAUUGUGCGCCUAAGAGGGCAGCGCACUUUUGGGAUGCGAAAGAGCUCUUAUCGCCCCCAGCUCCCCAACCUAAUGCAGCCCCGGGUUCAGACCGCAUAG
This is a messenger RNA of Ilex paraguariensis (yerba mate), 1245 nucleotides long. The record is from the annotation of a GenBank genome assembly. NCBI's taxonomy places the organism in Eukaryota, Viridiplantae, Streptophyta, Magnoliopsida, Aquifoliales, Aquifoliaceae.